AGGGCCACCGAGCCGGCCGGACAGGGGUUGUGCCGUGCGUUGCGACGGGCCCCGGCGGUGGGUCAUGGCACUCCAUCGCGAUCGCGGGGCGAGGGAGCGGCUGGCCCGGAGUGGAGGGCUCUUCAGGCGGCCCGUUCCGCUGCUCCUGUUGCUGCUUUUCUCCUGGAUUGGGCCCCGGAGCUGUGGAAAUGCCAAUUCAGUGACUCUGCCAGAAACAUUGUUAUUUGUUUCCACUCUUGAUGGGAGUUUGCAUGCUGUUAGCAAGAGGACAGGGUCAAUUAAGUGGACUUUAAAAGAAGAUCCUGUACUCCAGGUGCCUUUACAUGUGGAAGAUCCUAGGCCAGCAUUUCUUCCUGAUCCUAAUGAUGGAAGUCUGUACACGCUUGGUGGCAAGAAUAACGAAGGCUUGACUAAACUGCCUUUCACCAUCCCUGAGCUAGUUCAAGCGUCUCCUUGCCGCAGUUCAGAUGGCGUUCUGUACAUGGGUAAAAAGCAAGACAGCUGGUAUGUGGUAGACCUUGCAACGGGGGAGAAACAGCAGACCCUGACCUCUUCGUUUGCUGAAAGCCUGUGCCCAUCCACAUCUCUCCUGUAUCUUGGCCGAACAGAAUAUACCAUCACGAUGUACGAUACCAAGAGUAAGGAGCUCCGCUGGAACGCCACCUAUGUCGACUAUGCAGCCACCUUGCCUGAUGAGGAUGUGCAAUACAAAAUGUCCCACUUUGCAUCUAAUGGAGAUGGGCUGGUGGUGACUGUGGACAGUGAGUCGGGGGACGUCUUGUGGAUCCAGAAUUACGGCUCCCCCGUCGUGGCUUUUUACAUCUGGCAGCGGGAAGGGCUGUGGAAAGUGAUGCAUACAAACGUGGGUGUGGAAACACUGCGCUACCUGACGUUCAUGUCUGGUGAAGUGGGACGCAUCACUAAGUGGAAGUACCCAUUUCCCAAGGAAACAGAGGCCAAAAGCAAAUUAAUGCCAACCCUCUACGUAGGGAAGUAUUCCACAGGCUUGUAUGCAUCGCUGUCCAUGGUUCAUGAAGGAGUAGCUAUUAUGCCCCGGGGAAGUCCCAUACCUCUGAUAGAGGGUCCCAAAACACCUGGCAUCACCAUUGAAGAGUGUGUCAUCACCCCAAGUACUGAUCUAAAGUUCGCCUCUGGAUUUAAACAAAACAACAGAUUCCACUAUCUGAAGAACCACUGGCUUUUAAUAGGUCACCAUGAGACACCAUUAUCAGCUCCAACAAAGAUCCUGGAAAAAUUUCCAAGCAAUUUACCAAAACGGCAAGAAAAUGUGAUUCCAGUAGAGUCAGACAAGGCUGCUUUCGGAGAGGCAAUUGAUCUGGCUGGCAGUUCUCCAAAAGACUUGCCUCCUCCCAUUCCAGAGAAUGCUGGAGAGACACCCAGCCAAAGUGUCCCCCGACCAGAAGCACCAGUGGAUUCCAUGCUGAAGGACAUGGCCACAGUCAUUCUGAGCACUGUCUUGCUUGUUGGUUGGGUAGCCUUAGUCAUCACCUAUCCGAUGAGCAUCCAUCAUCAGCAACAGCGGCAACACCAGCAAUUUCAGAAACAGCUGGAGGAAAAGAUAAAGUUGUUGAAGCAGCAGCCCUUCAGGCCUCCCAUAGAGCUGCCAGCUGAGGCAGAAGUCCUGGAUGGUCCCUGCGUCAGGCCAGACAGCUCAGCCACCAGCUCACCAAAUUUGUCUCCCAAAGCAUCAAACCACUCUGCGUAUUCCAACGUCUCUGCCUCUGAUGUUGGGAGCUGCAUUUCUGCUGAGCAAGAAGAAGAUGGAAACCCAGCCACGAUCGUGGUUGGAAAGAUUUCAUUCAACCCGAAGGAUGUUCUUGGACAUGGAGCUGAGGGAACCAUUGUGUACAGGGGGACAUUUGACGACCGAGAUGUUGCUGUGAAGAGGAUUCUCCCUGAAUGUUUCAGCUUUGCUGAUCGGGAGGUACAGCUGUUGCGAGAGUCCGAUGAGCAUCCAAAUGUGAUCCGCUAUUUUUGCACAGAAAGAGACCGGCAGUUCCAAUACAUCGCCCUUGAGCUCUGUGCUGCUACUUUGCAAGAGGUAAAUAGUGAGCUCUUAAACUGGGAGCAACAGCUCUUACACUGGGAGACUCAAUUCAAAGAAGAGAGCCAGUAUGUGGAACAGAAGGACUUAAGCUACCACGCUUUGCAGCCAAUCAGCCUUUUGCAGCAGACAAUGUCUGGCCUUGCUUAUCUUCAUUCUCUCAAUAUUGUCCACAGAGAUCUGAAGCCCCACAACAUCCUCAUCUCUAUGCCUAAUGCCCACGGCAAGGUCAAAGCCAUGAUUUCAGACUUUGGGCUGUGCAAGAAGCUUGCAGUGGGCAGGCGCAGUUUCAGCCGUCGGUCUGGCGUCCCGGGCACCGAAGGCUGGAUUGCCCCGGAGAUACUAAGUGAAGACUGCAAGGACAACCCGACCCAUACAGUGGACAUUUUUUCUGCUGGAUGUGUUUUCUACUAUGUAAUAUCAGAAGGCAAUCAUCCAUUUGGCAAAUCCCUGCAGCGGCAAGCCAACAUUUUGCUGGGUGCCUACAGUCUGGACCUCCUAAACCCAGAGAAACAUGAGUACAUAGUUGCACGAGACCUAAUAGAGCAAAUGAUCAGUACAGAUCCUCAAAAACGGCCUUCGGCUAAGUGUGUACUAAAGCAUCCAUUUUUCUGGAGUUUAGAGAAGCAGCUCCAGUUUUUCCAGGAUGUGAGUGACCGAAUAGAAAAAGAGUCAUUAGAUGGCCCAAUAGUGAAGGAGCUGGAGAAAGGAGGAAGAGCCGUGGUGAACAUGGACUGGAGAGAGCACAUCACCGUCCCUUUACAGACUGAUCUUCGAAGAUUCCGAUCUUACAAAGGGGGCUCAGUAAGAGAUCUCCUGCGGGCCAUGAGAAAUAAGAAACAUCACUAUAGAGAACUGCCCCCCGAGGUGCAGGAGACGCUGGGCUCUGUCCCAGAUGACUUUGUUCGCUACUUCACGCUGCGUUUCCCUCACCUCCUCCUGCACACCUACCACGCCAUGCGGAUCUGCGGUCAGGAAAGACUGUUCCAGCCUUAUUACAUGCAGGACUCGGAUGGACAGACUUGUCCUGGAGACGCUGACUGAAGGCUGGGGGGGGGCGGCUUCUUUGCACAUGCAGGCCUGUGCAGCGGGCCUCUCCCUCACAGGGUGACUAGAGGGAUUUCCAGAGAGUGAAGCAGCCUCUCUGCAAGAUCCAGACUGAUCGGAUGUGCCUUGGACUCUGCCUGCCCUGACUCAGGAAGACGACCCCGGUGGACUGCAAGGAAGGCAAGGCGGGAACUUGCACAGAGCUUUACACUGCAGAAGGAAGGAGGAGCCAACGGCAACCCCUGAGCCGAAGAGCGAAGUAGUGGGGUCUAAAACAGCUCCGCCUGGCACAAGCAUUGCUGCAGUCUAAAAAAUACCUGCACUGUGUGCUCUUUUUCGUACUGGCAUUCAGGCUUUACUGCCCAGGAUCAUAAACGUUUUUCUUCUUUGCCAAGCACCUUCUGAAUCUCAGGAAGGAGCCUUCUCAGUGCAGCACGACGUUUCCGUCCACUCUUUGGCCACUGCCAUGCUGUGCAUUUCAGAGGGGCAUGGGAAUGGUGGAGUUCUUUUUUUAAGGGAAUGGGGUAGUUCAAACAUGCCAGAUCCGGCAACAGAAAUACAGGGGUUACCUGGAAAGUACAUAGCCUCCAAAUGAUGUAGUGUAGACCUAAAGAUGUUCGUGAAAUCACCAACUGGAAACAUCAGGCCAAAUGCUACCAGUUCACAGAUAUGCAAAACUGCACAGCGUAUUACCAAAAACAGCAAACAAAACAAAACCCGCAAAUCCAGAUAUUUCUGGAAGCAUUUGUGGCUUUAGUCACAUACUGGAAACCCCGUGUACGGUUGCAGAAAUCUAUUCAGAUGCUGUUUCUGAUUUUUUUUUUUCAAGAAUGUGAGUAGUUGGUAGAUGUGAUUUAGAUACAACAGUCAAUCCUGUUAGAAAUGCUCCUUAAUUUUAUUGGUAAUGUUAUGGGAUCAAUCCUGAACUCCAGUGCUGAGGGGCACAGAGAGAGAGAAGCUCUCCCUCGAUAGUGGCCAAAGCCAUGCCACCUUUGUAGCCCUGUUGGCCACUGAUGGAGUGGAGGAGGGGGGUGUCCUGCUCCCUCCACAGGCUCUAGCCUGGGAGCCUCCAGGUCAGCCAGCAAAGUUUGGCAGGAGAGUAGGGCUAGCGGAGAGGGGAGGGGAAUGGACUCACAGAGGAGCUGAACCUUGCACAGGCCAGAGGGGCAACCUCUGCAAGCUGGAGCAGAAGUGGGUUGCUCUCCUCUGCUUUAUAGCCACUGGGUCCAAACCCCCUUUCCCCCCAGACAUGUCCCUAGAAACGGGAAAGAAGUAAAUGACCCCUGGACUUACGUUAAUCUUCCCUCUCAUUGAGAACAAUGGGAGUUUUAAAAAAGAGACAGACACUUGCUAGGUGUGUAUGGGAUGGGUGAGAGACUCCCACACCCCUCUUUUGCCCUGGCUGGUACGCACCUGGCGGGGUUUAGGAUGUGCAAUGGUUCAGCUCUACUGCAAGCUGUUAAGCCAGAGGCCGCAGGACUUUAUAGGAGAAAAUAGGCUGGAUAUAAAUUACCAUUCAAAGACUAGAGUAAAACGUGAGAUUGCUUAAUGGGUUCUCACAAACAGCAGAAACACCCAUCUCCCGCCCACAUAGGAGCCUCCCGAGAGGCACCUGCUUCCCAUUUUGAAGGAUGCAGUUUUCCUUUUCAAUGUCCCUCAAACUGUCAUGCACACAGGAAUGUGCAGAAGGAAGCAUUAAGGAUUCCUAGUGAUAUACUCUGAAGUUUCAACAUCCUAUUUGUAGUAUUCUUUUACAAAAUAUUUAUUUUAUAUAUUUAUAUUUAUUUAAUUUUAAUACAAAAUGGUACCAUCUUGAAUGGUACAGGUAUAAAGCAUGCCAAAUCUUUUUAAAGAUAAAAAUAAAAUAAAAAAUAAAAAAUGAAAUCCUCUCUGUUGCAGUGAUCUUUUUUUUAAGUGGACAAGGAAAAGGUAUACUGCAUCUUUUCAACCAACUUGUGCAUUUUUAAUUCAAUCUCGAUAAAAUGUUCUAAUUAUAAGGAAGCCUUUGAUCUGUGUGGUUGUACUCUUGUGUGUCUUAAAUGAGUAAAUUAUUACUAAUGAAUUGUAUGAUUGGGCAUUGAUAUGGGUAGGUCGUUUUUGCUUUUCCUUUUGUUCUAUUCAUUACAGGGAAGUGGAUUUUUCUAGUUUUAUAACGCAACAGAAAAUAUUAAGGUAAGAUACUCAAAUACAGCUGUCACAGGACUAUAAAGCUUGAAAGUUACAGUAGUCUUAACCUACGUUAAUUGAAAUUGUAUUCCAUAUUUUUGUAGUUCUACUGUACAGUACUUUUAUAUUUCUUCUAAAUCAGAACUUCACACUGAUAAAGAAUAAAAAUAGAUUUUGAAACCA
This is a messenger RNA of Varanus komodoensis (Komodo dragon), 5461 nucleotides long. It is a transcript of the gene ERN1, whose product is annotated as endoplasmic reticulum to nucleus signaling 1. The transcript is spliced from 22 exons. The record is from RefSeq and is a predicted model, not a curated record. Gene Ontology annotation, cellular component: IRE1-TRAF2-ASK1 complex. The coding region runs from base 65 to 3109 and encodes 1014 amino acids. Gene Ontology annotation, biological process: IRE1-mediated unfolded protein response; protein phosphorylation; mRNA processing. NCBI's taxonomy places the organism in Eukaryota, Metazoa, Chordata, Lepidosauria, Squamata, Varanidae. Gene Ontology annotation, molecular function: ATP binding; RNA endonuclease activity; protein serine/threonine kinase activity.